Messenger RNA from Aspergillus chevalieri, 603 nucleotides. RefSeq names its product tubulin-binding prefolding complex subunit PAC10 (gene PRF1). The record is from RefSeq and is a predicted model, not a curated record. The transcript is spliced from 4 exons. Gene Ontology annotation, cellular component: cytoplasm; prefoldin complex. NCBI's taxonomy places the organism in Eukaryota, Fungi, Ascomycota, Eurotiomycetes, Eurotiales, Aspergillaceae. Gene Ontology annotation, molecular function: tubulin binding. The coding region runs from base 1 to 603 and encodes 200 amino acids. Gene Ontology annotation, biological process: tubulin complex assembly; microtubule-based process; protein folding.
AUGGCAGACAAAUCCACCUCAAGCACAGUAACAGCCCAAACCAACCCCCGCGGAAUCCCCGUCGCCCCCUUCGUCGACAACGUCGCCGACUACGUCUCCUCCCGCGAAGAUGUCGAACCCACACUCCGCCGCUUCCAGGAGAUGAUCUCCAAAUAUCAGUUCAUGGAAGUCAACGCGCAACGGCGCGCCGUCGGCCUCCGUGACAAGAUCCCCGAUAUCAAGAAGACGUUGGAAAUGGUUCGGUUUUUGAAGAUGAGGAGGGAGUCAACCGAAUCCGACCUCGACACAAGUUUCGAACUAAACGAUACCCUCUAUGCCCGCGCCUCGAUCUCGCCCGCUGAUACCGAGGAAGUGUACCUCUGGCUCGGCGCUAAUGUGAUGCUGGCCUAUCCCAUUGGUGAAGCAGAGGAGAUGUUGCAAGAGAAACUCUCUGCGGCGCAGUCGUCGCUGUCGAAUUGUGAGGAGGAUCAGGAGUUCCUGCGGGAGCAGAUUACGACCCUGGAGGUUGCGACUGCUCGUGUGUACAACUGGGAUGUUGUGCAACGGAGAAAAGAUAAGGCAGAUGGGAAAGGUGAUGAUAACCCUGAGAAGCCGGGUGGUUGA